Polychytrium aggregatum is the source of this 627-nucleotide messenger RNA. RefSeq lists its product as uncharacterized. NCBI's taxonomy places the organism in Eukaryota, Fungi, Chytridiomycota, Chytridiomycetes, Polychytriales. Bases 1 to 627 code for a protein of 208 amino acids. The transcript has 2 exons. The record is from RefSeq and is a predicted model, not a curated record. Gene Ontology annotation, molecular function: protein binding.
AUGUUCCGCUCUCUGGAGAAGGCUGCCAACGCAAAUCACACGAUGUCACAGUUCCACUUGGCUGGAUGCUAUCGCAAUGGUCUUGGAGUCGGCCAAGACCACACCAAAGCUGUCGAUAUGUAUCGCAAGCUUGCGGAAUGUGGAAUGGCACAAGCCCAAAUCGCUCUCGGUCAAUGCUACGAGAUUGGCAAAGGUGUCGAUCAAGCCUAUGACACUGCCAUCGAGUGGUAUUCCAAGGCUGCCGACCAAGGCAGCUACAGCGACAGCCAGUUCUGGAUUGGAGAUUGCUACUAUCAUGCCCUGGGAGUAUCGCUUGACUACAAGAAGGCAUUCGAGUGGUUCAUCAAGUCGGCCAACCAAGGCAACUCAUAUGGACAGUGGAAGGUUGGUUAUUGCUACUACAAUGGACACGGAGUCGCCGAGGACAACGCUAAGGGAUUCAAGUGGUUUCAAAAGUCGGCCGAGCAGGGCAAUCGAUACGGACAAUGGUGGCUCGGCGACUGCUUCCAUAAUGCCUAUGGUGUGCCUCAAGAUAUCGACACCGCUAUCUCCUGGUGGCUCAAGUCCGCCGAGCAGGGCCAAGAAGAUGCCAUCAACGACCUCAAUUUCCUUGGCAAGUGGCCCUGA